UCAAUCAAAGCUAUUCUCACACCACAAAGCAAGCUCCCCAUUAAUACUGUCACUACUCACUAGUCCUUUCAAUUCAGCUUUCAUCUAAAGCUUUGUUAAACCCAUGGCGUCCAAGACACACAUUAUCCUUGUGACACUACUGUCUAUCCUUUCUCUGCUAGCCUACAACUCAGUAUAUGCACAACUUUCUCCUAACUUCUACGCCACCACUUGCCCUAAUCUACGAACCCUCGUGCAAAAUGCCAUGAGGCAAGCUGUCACUAGGGAGGCACGCAUGGGUGCCUCUAUUCUUCGCUUGUUCUUCCAUGACUGCUUUGUAAAUGGCUGCGAUGCAUCAAUAUUACUGGACGACACUGCCACCUUCACAGGUGAAAAGAACGCGGGACCAAAUCUAAAUUCUGCAAGGGGUUUCGAAGUGAUUGAUAGUAUUAAAACCCGCGUGGAAGCUAGUUGCAAUGCUACUGUGUCUUGUGCAGAUAUUUUAGCACUCGCAGCACGAGAAGGAGUGGUCUUGCUAGGAGGACCCUCAUGGAUAGUACCACUAGGCCGGAGAGAUGCAAGGACAGCCAGUCAAAGCGCAGCCAACAGCAACCUCCCCUCUCCGUUCUCUGAUCUUGCAACCCUCAUCUCCAUGUUCUCUGCCAAAGGUCUAAAUGCCCGGGAAAUGACCGCGCUCUCCGGUGGCCACACAAUAGGCCAAGCUCGUUGUAGCUUAUUCAGAACCCGCAUUUACAACGAGACCAACAUUGACUCCAACUUUGCCACUACUCGAAAGGCCAAUUGCCCGGCUUCAGGUGGUGACAGCAAUUUGGCCCCGCUUGACUCACUGACCUCAACCCGGUUUGAUAACAACUACUACAAGGACCUUGUGGCUCGGCGUGGGCUUCUUCAUUCGGACCAACAGCUGUUCAAUAGUGGCUCCCAAGAUGCAGUGGUUAGGACCUAUAGUAAUAACAAUGCAGCUUUUGCUAGCGAUUUUGCUGCAGCCAUGGUGAAGAUGAGCAAUCUUAGCCCACUCACCGGGACAAAUGGGGAGAUUAGAAGGAAUUGCAGGGUGGUGAAUUAAUGCUAUUCAUUAGAGGGAUUUACUAAGGGCAUACAUUAGUAAAUCAUUUUAGGAAACUUUUUAUGGGAAAACGAAAAAAUAAUUCACUAUUUUGAUAAUUUUUUCAAUUUUUCAUAAAAAUUUUCUCAAAAAAAGACACAUUAACCAGACCUUUCAUUAUAAGCUUAAUGAUGCUAAUGUAAUUAAUUAGCAAUAUUGCUGAGACACAAUGUUUUUCACAAUAAAUUUCGUAAUUGUUGAAGUGAUCGAUUGUGAGUGGUAAAGAAAAAGUUGUGAGUUCAUGAUUGUUAAUUAUGUGCGCCACUCAUAGUCAUUCAAUUCAAUAUUAUGAAUUUUGUUAUAAAAAAGUUAUGUUUUUAGCAUUACCAAUUAAUUAGUCAUGAUAAAUAAGUGAUCUUGCGGUGGACACAAAAGAUCCUGGUCAAAAAGUUGACGAGAUCUUAGAAUUAUUUUCAUGUUUGGAUCUAUUCAACCAAAAAAAGAUCCUAUGUGUAAUUAAGUCUUUAAAGUGUGAUACAUAGGCAUGUGCAAGUAUCAUUUUUCUCUUAGAAGAUUGCUGUUUGUCUUAAUUCAAUAACAUAUUUACUUUUGCAUAA
Quercus robur (English oak) is the source of this 1662-nucleotide messenger RNA. RefSeq names its product peroxidase P7-like. Gene Ontology annotation, molecular function: peroxidase activity; heme binding. Lineage: Eukaryota; Viridiplantae; Streptophyta; Magnoliopsida; Fagales; Fagaceae. Gene Ontology annotation, biological process: response to oxidative stress; hydrogen peroxide catabolic process. Bases 104 to 1066 code for a protein of 320 amino acids. The transcript has 3 exons. The record is from RefSeq and is a predicted model, not a curated record.